UGAAAAAAAUAAAAAAUAAAAAAUGGUGUCAACAUAUGAGAAGAAGAAGAAAAGCCUUCACUCGCUGAUGGCUGCUAACCUGAGCAAGCUCACCAUACCCUCUUCAUCAUCCUCCAACGAAUCUCCAUCUCCAUCUGCAUCUGCAUCUACAUCUACAUCUACAUCUACAUCUACAUCCAUUGUGAGCCCACACGUGAUCCACAGUAGGUCCCACUCCUUUGUGGGUCCCUCUCCUCGCUUCCGUACUUCCUCCAAUUCCCUCUUCCUUCUCACCGAGGAAGAGGAUUCCGAAUCUGAUGAAAAGCCAGUGAUUGUUAGUAGUGUGAGUGAACCAACAGCAACAGCAACAGCAUCAGAGAAAGUGGUUCAUAAAAUUGGACCUGGGGAUUUUCAGAUUUUGAGAGUUGUUGGACAAGGUGCCUUUGGGAAAGUGUUUCUUGUGAGGAAAAAGGGAGAUUUUUUCGAUGGUGAUGGUGAUGGUGAUGGGGUCUUCGCAAUGAAGGUGAUGAGAAAAGAAACCAUCAUUAGAAAAAAUCAUGUCGAUUAUAUGAAAGCUGAGAGAGAUAUUCUCACUAAAGUGCUUCAUCCUUUUAUUGUUCAGCUACGCUACUCUUUCCAGACCAAAUCUAAGUUAUAUUUGAUAUUGGAUUUCAUCAAUGGAGGUCAUCUUUUCUUUCAUCUAUAUAGGCAGGGUAUAUUCAGAGAGGAUCAGGCAAGGAUUUACACUGCUGAGAUAGUAUCUGCUGUUUCACAUCUUCACAAGAAUGGCAUCGUGCAUCGGGAUCUUAAACCUGAAAACAUACUCAUGGAUGCUGAUGGGCAUGUGAUGCUAACUGAUUUUGGACUGUCAAAAGAAAUUGAUGAAUUCGGAAGAUCCAACUCUAUGUGUGGGACCACGGAAUAUAUGGCUCCGGAAAUCCUACUGGCUAAAGGCCAUAACAAGGAUGCAGAUUGGUGGAGUGUCGGUAUUCUGUUGUAUGAAAUGCUAACAGGGAAGGCACCCUUUACACACACUAACAGAAAGAAGCUUCAGGAGAAAAUUAUUAAAGAGAAAGUUAAACUUCCACCAUAUCUUACCAGUGAAGCUCACUCUUUGCUCAAAGGAUUUCUGCAAAAGGAUCCAUCAACAAGGCUAGGCAGCGGGCCAAAUGGAGAUGAGCAGAUCAAAAGUCAUAAAUGGUUUCGGUCAAUCAAUUGGAACAAAUUGGAGGCAAGAGAACUGCAACCAAAGUUCAAACCAGAUGUGUCUGGAAAAGACUGUACAGCUAAUUUUGACCAAUGCUGGACAGCAAUGCCUCUUGAUGACUCGCCAGCUCCCACCCCUACAGCAGGCGACCAUUUCCAGGGCUAUACUUACGUCGCACCAAACCCUUGGCUUUCAUCAGGAUAGACUGAUGGAAUUCAAAUCUGAGGAAAUGUGUAUGUGGAUUAAUCAAAAAGUGACAUGAAGCAGGCAAGCCUUACUGAUUGUAAGCUUGUUUCUUAGCAUGUAAGUAACCUAAAUCUUCUCUCAUAAAGGUGCCACCCCGUCUAUCUUUCAAAGUUAUUGUUAAAUGAACAUUGUAAUGGCUCAAUGCAGAUGGAUAUGUAGAUAAAUAGAGAAUGUUUAUUGGCUAUAUGGCUUUCAUAUUUGUGCAGCUUGGUCUAGUUCUUCUUUUAACUAACAUUGAGGUAAAAGAUUAUAAUUGCUUUGCCUUCCAUUCAUGUCAACAUUAGCACAUUUGACUAGCCAGUGCCCAAAAGAAGGGUGGGGGAUGUUAUUGUUCUUCAAAAGAGUUGUAUGUAUCAAAUUGUGGUAUGUGUCCUAUUUUUUAAUGUUGGCAACAGAAAGGUUGAUGCAUGUUGUUGUUGCUCCUUCUUAUGUAUAUGUAACUAUGAGUUAUUAAAGAUGUAGCUAUCAUAUGUACUGGUUAGAAAACAGAUAGUAGUUGGCACUGAUGUCUUCGGUUAUUUUUCUUUCUUUCAUCCAAUUGAAUUGAUCAUAUUCCGCAUAUUGCCAAGCUUUGAUUGGCAAGAUCUGUUCGCUUUUUGAGGUGGGAACAGACAAAAUAACAGUAACUAGAAAAAUAUUUGUCUACUCUGCUAAAGAGCAUAUAUUUUCAAAUAGAGUCAGAUACACAGGAAGAUAAAGUUAUGAUAAUCAUUAUAUAAAAAGUAAAGACAAGCAUUAAGAAACAACAGUGAGAGAAGCAUUCUGAAAAACACACAUAGGAGAUUAGCAGUAUCAAAGAAUCUUGUUCCUCCCGAACUUUAGACUAUACAUUACAUAACUGAUAAAAUAUCAAACCGUCGUUACACGUGGCUUAGGUGAUUGAUUUAAGCAUAGGGAAAAUUCUUUAUUACAUCUCCCCAAUCACUAGUCAUAUAUACGGGAGUCACUAAAAUCAACUUUUGCCUCGUUUAUAGUUUUAUAAAAGCCCACAAUCUCAAAGAUUUUACAUAUGGUGCAACCAGGGACCAAAGACACCAAACCAAUUGCUAAUGCCAUGUGUGCUUCCACAUGCUUUCACUCGUCACUGAUAAGUAACGCAAUAAGAUUCUGUCUAUUAUUCCGUAGGCUCUGCUUUUUGCAAAAGAACCUUCAUGAAAUAAUUUAACUGAAUGAGCAAGGGAUCCACCCACUAAAGGGACUGGAGUUAGUAUAUCUUUGGAUAAGAGUAUACUCGAAACAAGGAAGAACCUAAAAAUACCAAUUUACCCUUCCACAUCUUAUGCUUAUAAAUAGACCUUGCUUGUCUUUUAUGUUGCAACCAUCUCUUCAGACACUAGGGACGUGUAGAGGGAAUGGAGCCAAUAACCAUGAAUAGCAGAGUCAAGUCCAAGAGUGAGAAGUCUCUUUGUGAGAAAUCGAUGAAGGUUGUAGUAAAUAUUAUUAGGCUCUCUUCUUUUUCUAUUGCACAGAAGACUCUUGGAGCUACCACUGGAAAGGCUGGGAAGGACCUUUCAGGGUAUGAUUAUUCUGAUAAGGACCUUGAGAUGGAACCACUGGUUCCUGAUCAAUUCCCUGCAAGCAGAAGGUCACAACAGCCACAGAGCCAUGCAAACCCCACAUAUUUGAUCAAGUCAGAUGGGAGCACUGGAUCAACUGCGCAUGAAAUUCAUAAAGAGAGAGUCCAUGAGGUUAAGCCGAAGAAAGAAGAGUGUGUUGAUGGAUUGGCUUCUGACUAUAUCAGUAAGAUACGUAACAAGCUGGGGCGUGGUUUAUAAUAGACAUGGAAGCUUUCUUUUGUGUGUCACUGAGUAACUUAACUAUUGUCUUUCAUAGUUUAUGUGCUCUAUGCAUGAAAUACUACAUACAUAAGCAGCCGUUUUGGUUUUCAUAAACCAGCUGCAAUAAACAUAGUUGAUGGGGUCUCUUGUUUUGUUUUUUUAAGAAAAAAAAGAUGAUGUGGCUGUUU
This is a messenger RNA of Gastrolobium bilobum, 3398 nucleotides long. Its product is annotated as serine/threonine-protein kinase AtPK2/AtPK19-like. Bases 23 to 1390 code for a protein of 455 amino acids. The record is from RefSeq and is a predicted model, not a curated record. The transcript has 6 exons. Lineage: Eukaryota; Viridiplantae; Streptophyta; Magnoliopsida; Fabales; Fabaceae. Gene Ontology annotation, biological process: protein phosphorylation. Gene Ontology annotation, molecular function: protein serine/threonine kinase activity; ATP binding.